AUGUCGGUGGAAAAAUACGUCCCGACGGACUUGAACAUUCCGGAUAAUUAUGUGCAGCAUACGCUGAAGACGACGAAGCCGCUGCCUCCUGUUACACUCGCGAACGUCUGGGGCGAGAUUAACUGGAUCAGUGUGACGCUUCUAACGGUUCCGCCUAUUGUUGGCAUCUACGGUCUUUCUACGACUGCGCUGCAAUGGCGCACCGGGUUGCUCAUGUUCGCCUGGUAUCUUCUGACGGGGCUUGGUAUCACGGCGGGCUACCAUCGUCUCUGGGCUCAUCGGUCGUACAACGCGAUCAUGCCUCUCCAGAUCUUCCUCGCCUUCGCCGGCGCCGGCGCCGCUCAAGGCAGUAUCCGCUGGUGGAGCCGCGGACAUCGCUCACACCACCGCUACACCGACACCGACCUCGAUCCGUACAAUGCUCAGCGUGGUUUCUUCUACUCGCACAUCGGUUGGAUGCUCUUAAAGCCCCGCCGCAAGAUCGGUGUCGCCGACAUCAGCGAUCUAUCGAAGAGCCCUCUCGUCCGCUGGCAGCACAAGCACUAUCUGCCCAUCAUGCUGUUUAUGGCCUUCAUCUUGCCUGCUAUGAUUGGUAGCAUCUGGGGCGAUGCCCGCGGCGGCUUCUUCUAUGCUGGCGUCAUCCGUCUGGUCAUCGUUCACCAUUCGACUUUCUGCGUCAACUCGCUUGCUCAUUGGAUCGGCGAACAACCUUUCGACGACAAGCACACGCCGCGCGAUCACUUCCUGACCGCACUUGUCACCGUUGGCGAGGGUUACCACAACUUCCACCACCAGUUCCCCAUGGACUAUCGCAAUGCUAUCAAGUGGUGGCAGUACGACCCCACUAAGUGGUUCAUCUGGGCCAAUCGCCGCAUCGGCUUCGCCUCACAUCUCAAAGUCUUCCCCGAUAACGAAGUCCGCAAGGGUCAACUCGCCAUGCAGCUGAAGCGCCUCCGCCGCACGCAGGACAACCUCCAAUGGCCAACCACUUCGAACGACCUCCCCGUCGUCACUUGGGAGACCUUCCAAGAGCAGUCCAAGCACCGACCGCUCAUCCUCAUCGCGGGCUUCAUCCACGACGUCUCCGAGUUCCUCGAGGAGCACCCGGGCGGCGAGCACCUUAUCCGCAAGUUCAUCGGGCGCGACGCGAGCACGGCGUUCUUUGGCGGUGUUUAUGAUCAUAGCCAUGCGGCGCAUAACUUGCUUGCGAUGAAGCGCGUCGGGAUUCUGGAGGGUGGUGUGCAGAUUGUGAAUGAUAUUGAGAAGGAGCGCCGCAUUCCUCCCUCGCAGCGCCUGCGCAUUGCGAGGUGGGAGGAGCUGAGCUCUGGUUCGAGCUCGGGCGAGCAGAGCGACUGA
Molecule: messenger RNA, 1356 nt
Organism: Schizophyllum commune H4-8
Lineage: Eukaryota; Fungi; Basidiomycota; Agaricomycetes; Agaricales; Schizophyllaceae
Exons: 7
Coding region: 1-1356 (451 amino acids)
Biological process (GO): unsaturated fatty acid biosynthetic process
Cellular component (GO): endoplasmic reticulum membrane
Molecular function (GO): iron ion binding; heme binding; stearoyl-CoA 9-desaturase activity
Source: RefSeq, a predicted model, not a curated record